Molecule: messenger RNA, 766 nt
Organism: Brachypodium distachyon (stiff brome)
Lineage: Eukaryota; Viridiplantae; Streptophyta; Magnoliopsida; Poales; Poaceae
Product: late embryogenesis abundant protein At5g17165
Exons: 2
Coding region: 137-499 (120 amino acids)
Source: RefSeq, a predicted model, not a curated record
UGCGCUGCUAUAAAUAGCGGCAAGAGCGGCCUGGAUUUGAGGAGUCCACCCACAGAAACUGAAACCCUCUUCUCCCCACAGUUUCGCAGCAGCCGCUCCAUCCUUUCAACUUCUCUCUUCCUCGAUCGACCUUUGCAUGGCAGCAGUGGCUAACUCCAAGGGGCGGGCGAUCGCUGGAAACUUCGUCGCGCGCAUCCUGGCCGGCAAGGCCGCCUCCCCGAGGGCCGUGCACGCGUCGGCGUACGACAAGAACGUGGAGGAGCAGGUGCGGCCGGCCUUCGUGCCGGACGAUGUGAUCGGCGGUGCCGCCGGGAGCCCUGACAAGUACUGGGGCCCUCACCCGACCACCGGCGUCUUCGGCCCAGCUGCCGUGGACCCGAAACUCGCCGCCGCUGCGGGCGCGCCGGCGACCGCCGCGAAUGGUGGCGGCGGCUCCGUGCUGGACCAGAAGGUGUGGUUCCGCCCGCUCGAGGACGUCGAGAAGCCCCCCGUCGCCUGAUCGACGCUACCAGGACGAGAGCCUAGCUCUACUAAUAACUCUCUAUCACUCAACUUAGCUGGGAUCCUCCUCUAUUAUAACUAGUGGACUGGAUCGAGUGCUGCUUAUCUGUAGUGUGCUUCUGCUUGAGUACAGACAUGGCGGGCACCGGAACUAGUAGUAAUGUGGUGCUACUGCCUAGAAUAAGAACAAGCAGAAGAUGUGUGUUGUUGGUUGUGAUGUACUCCCGUCCCAAACCAGUACUAAUAUAUUGCAAGUGUUUGGUAA